Messenger RNA from Adineta steineri, 1182 nucleotides. Lineage: Eukaryota; Metazoa; Rotifera; Eurotatoria; Adinetida; Adinetidae. The record is from the annotation of a GenBank genome assembly.
AUGUGGAUAGAUAAUAUGUUCAGUUCACCAACAUUAUCUCGUUAUAAUAAACAACAAUCAACUAUUGACAUGAUGACGACGAAACAUAUUAUUGAUGAAAAAUCUAAAACAAUUGAACAAUUAAAAACUAUUAUUGAUGAAUUAAAUUUACGACAUGAAAGAAAAGAACGUGAAUUACUUAAACGUAUUGGAAUGUUGUAUAAUGAUUUACAACAAAAUAAAAAGAAAAUGGCACAUCUUAUUUAUAGACAUCAACAACAAAAAAAGACGAAUAAUGAGAGUAAAUUAUCACAAGACAUUUCCAUUCAAACUGAUGAGAAGAAUUUAAUAACAAUAUGUCCAAAUUGUUCAACUGAAAUAAUACAAACAUCUCAAUGCAAUGAUAUAAAUAUUGUUCAAUGUCUUAGUCAAUUAAAAUUACAUGAACAAAAUCAAGAACAGCAACCAAAAUAUUAUACACUUCAAUCUGAAGAAGAUGUUGAAUAUAUAGCUGCAACACCUCAACCAACUUUUAAUCAAUCUUUAUCAUCACCCACUCUAUCUUCAACCGAUCGAUCAUCUACAAGAUCAUCGUGUUCCCAUCAUCAUUGUUCAACAUCAUCUACAAAACAUAACGAAAGUAGUUCAAGUGCAUAUAAUACAGCUGAAAGUUUACCAAGUAGUACAUAUUCGGAUGAAAUGGAAUCACUUGAACGUGUUUUAAAUGCUGCUUGUACAAUGUAUACAACACAUGAUAACCUUGAACAUACAAUAAAAUUACAAGAAGAAUUAUUUCGACAACGUUUACGUUUACGUGGUAUAACUGUUAAUGACAAUCUUAAUGAAUCAUCAUCAAGCGAACAUUUAUAUGAUAAUAUUGAUGGUGAAACGAGUGAUAUAGAAAAACAAACAACAGUAUAUCGAAAUCGUUUAAUAUCAAGUCAUCGAAAGAAAACAAAACAUAAUCUUACUCUUAGUACAGAUGAUGAUGAACAACAAGAGAAAGUCAAGGCAAUAAAACAAAAUAAAGUACGAUUUAUUGAUCAACACCAUUCAGUUAAUAAACGUAAAACUGUCAAAACAACAUCAAAAACUAAUCUUAUUAAAUCACCUAAUAAUAAACGUUAUCAUUCAAAUACACCGACAAAUAAAAAACUAUCAUUACCAUUAUCAUCAAAUAUGUUAACUGUAACUAUUACUUAA